Anas platyrhynchos (mallard) is the source of this 2180-nucleotide messenger RNA. RefSeq names its product transmembrane protein 39A (gene TMEM39A). The record is from RefSeq and is a predicted model, not a curated record. Lineage: Eukaryota; Metazoa; Chordata; Aves; Anseriformes; Anatidae. Gene Ontology annotation, biological process: negative regulation of autophagosome maturation; negative regulation of autophagosome assembly. Gene Ontology annotation, cellular component: endoplasmic reticulum membrane.
UGCUGCCUGCCGCCUCCUGUCGCCGUGUGAUGAGAGCAUCAGCCCUCACUCCCUGCCACGUCUCCCCGGGCAGCUGCGGGGCCGAGCCGAGCCGAGCCGGGCCGCCCAGCCUCCCUUCUUCCCUUCCUUCCCUCCUUCUUCCCUUCCCUUCCCCGCGAGGUGGGGCCGCACGGCGGCAGGAGGGGCGAGCCCGCGGGGUGCCCCCCGCUGCCGCCUCCUCCUCGUCCUCCUCCUCCUCCUCCUUCUCCUCUUCCUCUUCUUCUUCUUCAUCCCCCCUCGGCGGCCCGGGGCGCCGCGGGUGAGGGGGCAGCGCCGCCGGGCCGCCGCUGCCGGCCGAUGUCCGAGCCGUGCUUGGAUGUACCUGGGAAGGCGUCAGGAUUGUCUGGGUCACGGGGCACAGCCUGCUGGAGGCACUGGAAGCGGACUGGUUCCUGGUCAUGCCCGGUGGAAGGAGGGGACCCAGCCGGCAGCAGCUAAGCCGUUCAGCUUUGCCUUCUCUCCAGACUCUGGUCGGUGGGAGCUGUGGAAACGGUACUGGUUUGAGAAACAGGAAUGGUAGUGCCAUCAGCCUCUCCGCACCUCCGAUCACAGCGCUGAUUACUCCAGAGCCUGUACGUCACUGCCGGAUCCCUGAGCUGCCUUUAGACGGGAGCCUGCUCUUUGAAUUCCUGUUCUUCAUCUACCUGCUGGUAGCCCUCUUCAUUCAGUACAUCAACAUCUACAAGACUGUCUGGUGGUACCCGUACAAUCACCCUGCGUCCUGCACCUCCCUGAAUUUCCACCUCAUUGACUACCACCUGGCGGCGUUCAUCACAGUGAUGCUGGCGCGGAGGCUGGUGUGGGCCCUCAUCUCGGAGGCCUCUCAGGUGGGUGCGACGUCAGUGAUUCACUACAUGGUGCGCCUGGUGCUGCUCACCCUCUGUGGAUGGGUGCUCUGCUGGACUCUGGUCAACCUCUUCCGCAGCCACUCUGUGCUCAAUCUUCUCUUCCUGGGCUACCCGUUUGGUGUCUACGUUCCUCUGUGCUGCUUCCACCAGGACAGCAGAGCACAGCCCCUACCUGCGGACUGUGGUUACUUGGUACAGGAUCAGAUGGUGGACGAUGGGGCUUCAGCUGUCAGCAGCCUGGUCAAACCCAAAGAUUUCCUCUCGCUUCUGUGGGAAUCCUUGAGAGAACAGUUCAAUAAUCCUACGUCUAUCCCUACCCACAGCUGCCCCCUUUCCCCAGAUCUCAUCCGCAAUGAGGUGGAGUGCCUAAAAGCAGACUUCAACCGCAGGAUCAAGGAAGUUCUCUUCAACUCUCUCUUCAGUGCCUACUACGUGGCCUUCCUGCCACUGUGUUUUGUCAAGAGCACCCAGUACUACGACAUGCGGUGGUCUUGUGAGCACCUCAUCAUGGUGUGGAUCAACGCCUUCGUCAUGCUCACCACUCAGCUGCUGCCUCCCAAGUAUUGCGACCUGCUCCACAGAUCGGCUGCCCACCUCGGCAAGUGGCAGAAACUAGAACACGGCUCCUACAGCAACGCUCCACAGCACAUCUGGUCAGAGAACACAAUAUGGCCACAAGGAGUACUGGUGCGACGUAGCCGAUGCCUGUAUAAAGCAGUUGGGCCUUACAAUGUAGCAGUGCCUUCAGACGUGUCCCAUGCCCGCUUUUAUUUCCUUUUUCACCGUCCAUUACGGCUGCUCAACCUGCUGAUCCUCAUCGAAGGCAGUGUGGUCUGCUACCAGCUCUACUCACUGCUGCGCUCCGAGAAGUGGAACCAUACCCUCUCCAUGGCCCUCAUCCUUUUCUGCAAUUAUUAUGUCUUAUUUAAGCUCCUCCGGGACCGGAUAGUAUUAGGCAGGGCAUAUUCCUAUCCACUUAACAACUAUGGACUGAAGGCACACUAGGCCUGCCCAACGUGUACCCUUUCCCCUUCCCGUGCCCCUGGGCGGGGAGGGAACCUCAGAAAAAAAUAUUUUCGUACAGUUCUAUUUUUUUCUUGCGGCGUUUAUAAAUAUUUAAAAUAUUUUAUAUUUUGUAUACUGUUGUUUUUGUGGGGUGGGAAGGGAACUGGUGGCAAUUAAAUGUCGCUUUAUAAACAAGGUGUUAUUUUAUAUAUAUAUAUAUAAAAAAAAAAUCAGUGUGUAUAUACCGUAUAUCUAUACCCAUACAUAUAUCUAUGUGAAGCAACAGGA